Culicoides brevitarsis is the source of this 948-nucleotide messenger RNA. RefSeq lists its product as uncharacterized. The coding region runs from base 44 to 724 and encodes 226 amino acids. Gene Ontology annotation, biological process: septate junction assembly; regulation of tube size, open tracheal system. Gene Ontology annotation, cellular component: membrane; septate junction. The transcript is spliced from 2 exons. The record is from RefSeq and is a predicted model, not a curated record. Lineage: Eukaryota; Metazoa; Arthropoda; Insecta; Diptera; Ceratopogonidae.
CAAUCAAAUACAUUUUGACAAGUAUCAAAAAGCAAAACACAAAAUGGGAGCUCGAACAAAAACGGGAAAAUUCGCAGUCGGAUUUACAUUGCUUGGCUUUAUUUUUAUCCUCACGUCGAUGGCUUCACCAUAUUGGCUAGUCACUGACGGAGUAUUAUCAAAUCCAAAGUUUACGAAUCUAGGACUUUGGGAAGUUUGUUUCAACAAGUUUCGAGACAUCAAUAGAUGGUAUCUAACAGAGUUUGACGGUUGUAUGUGGGUCUUUGAGGAAGAAUAUUACAUUAUUCAUGAUUAUUUGCUGCCCAGCUUCUACAUUGCAACUCAGUUUUUUUUCACGCUGUGCUUUACUCUAUUACUUCUUGGUAGCUUCAUGACGUUAAUGUUUCUCGGAUGCUCUCGAGAUAAUGAUAGAUACAUCUUACUCUUACUAUCAAAUGGUGCCACUUUGGUAACUUCUGGUUUAUGUGGGUUUAUUGCAUGUGUAAUCUUUGGAUGCUACGGUGACUCCAGAGAUUGGAUGCCGAACUGGGAACAUAAUAAUAUGGGAUGGGCCUUUGCUUUUGGAGUCGUCGGUUCAUUUUUACUUUUUCCAGCUGGUGUACUUUUCCUUGUUGAAGGUCGAAGAGCAAAAUAUAGACAAUUGAACGAAAUCGGAAACCGAAGAAUCGGUGAUUACAAUAUGGAAACAACAAAGUCAUAUAAUGCUGGUCAUACCGAUAUUUGAAAAUGAAUAUAAGAUAUAGGAACUCACAAAGUGCUUCUUCUUUGCAUGACUACAAUAUUUUUUUUAAAGUACAUUCCACAUCGUUAGGAAAACUGAUAAAGAUAUGGUUUAAGACCUGAAUGAACAAUCCAAUCCGUCCAAAAAAAUGGAGGUUAUCAUCAUAUUCUAAAUUGUGUAUUUUUUAUUCUAGUAAUUAAUAAAUAAAAAAAAUAUAUUCAUAUAUA